GAAGAUGAAUAAAGAUCUCGAGAAAGCUAUGAAGUCUGGUAAUCAAAUCGACUUGUCAAACCAGGUAGAAAGAUUCAAGAAAAUGCAUAUGGAAGACAACCCUGUUUUAACAAAGGCGAUUACCCAGUCUGAAGUGGUGUCGCUGUGUGGAGCCCUGAAAGACGCAGUUUUGAGUAACCGUGUCGACAGACUGGAAAAGGCCAUCUACAAGACUGAAAAUUCAACACACUCUCAAAGAUCCAAGGUUAAAAAAGCCCUGGGGAAAGCCAAGGCAAAACUGUCCGACCUUUUAACCGAUCGUCCACUUUCUGGAAUGACAACACGUACGGCCACCGGUCUGAAAACGCUAAUUAGACUGAGUCCAGUUGCCCACACUGUACUUCGAGCUGUCUUCCUGCUGCUUGGCGAACAUGAUAGUUAUGUUGAGGAUCCAAAAAACGUGGCAGGUCUAUUGAAGCAGUCAGGCAACUCUUUGUGUUCGCGUUUGGAGAGAUGCGAUCUCAGAACCGUCCGUCCCGAUGUGAGUGAACAAGCUAGCAGAUUAAUAUCGAUGUACACUACAGAAGAUAUCACACGGGCGAAUCGAGAUGUCGCCAAGGUCUACAACCUUAUGACCAAGAAACUGGCAAGUCUUUCCGCCAACGAACACACACCUUCCAUCGGUAGAGAUGGUACAUCGUCACCGAUGUUUGGCACCAAUAAUCCAGCAUAAAUUCAGCAGUGAGAUGAAACUGGUUCAGUGUUAGAAGUGUGUGAACUAUGAAAACGUCACGACGUAUAUUUCCAGUUCAGCCUACGUUGUACAGUUGGUCGUGCACCCUUGUUUCGUUAUAUAAUUACUGUAUACACUACUGACUUUCUGGUGGAUUACGAUCUGCUGGGUUCUCAUCCGAUGAACUCGCACAAAACAAACCCUCUCAAAGUUACAUUUUAUACAUUGUUCUUCAUUAAACAUAUUUAAAAAAACAGGACCCUAUAGUACCAAGCUAUUUCUAUGAAGGUGACAGAAGGCAACAGAUUUCGUUUGGGUACUAGUGGCUUAAAUGGUGAUAAAUUAGUACAUGUAAGUGGUAGCCCUUCGUGUACGUAUGGUCAUAUAGUUGAAGACGCUGAACACCUUUUUACGUUUUGGUCCAUUAUACAACCUCGUAGUACCCUAUUUGUGUAGGCUUAUUUGGUGAUUCAGACCUUAUGGUUCACACAAAAUAUUUCUAUUUUUCCAUCUGUUCAGAACUUUCUUAUAAACAGCAAACGUUUUGAGAAUAAUUAACAAUUCAUCACCUAAAUAUUUGCUCUUUUUUCCAUUAAUUUUCUCGUUUUUACUUUUCGUUAUAUUAUUCUUCUUGGUAGUCAUAGUGUAAAUAAUUAUAUAUUUUUAAAUUUCAUUUUGAUUUACAAAAUAUGUGUAUGUGUGAAAUGCAGGGAGAGGCCUUCAUAUAGGCAUUAACCUGUUGGUCAGUCUCAAAUUGCUGUAUUGGGUUUCGGAAUAAAUAUUAUUUAAAUCAAAAA
Molecule: messenger RNA, 1509 nt
Organism: Gigantopelta aegis
Lineage: Eukaryota; Metazoa; Mollusca; Gastropoda; Neomphalida; Peltospiridae
Exons: 4
Coding region: 5-712 (235 amino acids)
Source: RefSeq, a predicted model, not a curated record